Mytilinidion resinicola is the source of this 772-nucleotide messenger RNA. RefSeq lists its product as uncharacterized. The transcript is spliced from 2 exons. NCBI's taxonomy places the organism in Eukaryota, Fungi, Ascomycota, Dothideomycetes, Mytilinidiales, Mytilinidiaceae. Bases 44 to 556 code for a protein of 170 amino acids. The record is from RefSeq and is a predicted model, not a curated record.
GGACACGAAGUGGGAUAGCCCCGUUCCCCCCUAACGUCAAACUAUGCACCUCAUCUCUCUCGUGUCACCUCCCCAGCGUGUCUCACGACGCGUGGGGACUGGAGGGCGCAUCCUCGUCCGAAACCGCUGCGCGAAAAUUUUCACCUCAUCCCAACAUCUCGAUUCUGCUGGACAAGCAGUCACCACCACCAGGGCGGCUGUAGAAGAGGCUUGCACGCAGUGGGCUGAUUCUCCCUGUCCAACUGCGCUGUGCAUUCGCGACCUCCUCGGGGUGGCCGACCGAAAAGAAAUCACCACUCGACGAAUCGAUACCUCCCAUCCAACAUCCACCCAGCAUCACUCAGCACAACCCAAGGUCCCCUUCCAUUAUAGAUACCAUGAGGCCCACAAGAAGCAAGAUCGCAUCCCCGAAUACGCCAGUAUCAGCCUUCAAUACGCGGUCCGGAAGGAGUCUCUCCCCCCAACAUCCAACACUCGACCUAGGAGCCUUGGAAAACUUGAGGACGAAAGAACUGCUAGCAUUCAUCUUGCUCGUAGCUUGGAAUGCGACUGCUAAGAUGCAUUAUACCCGGGUAGAUACACCGCCAACGAAUUGCAAGGGACCACGUGCUGGAAAGCCCAUUCAAUAUUAGGGGCAGAGAGUGGCUAUUUCGAAAUGAAGCUGGCGAGCUGCAUGGGACAACCUAGAAAAGCAAUAUGAGGCUCUGAAACUCCGCCCCUACCAGUCGCAGAUACAAAAGUAUCAUCACAUUGGCACUCGUGCGGUGCUCUU